Mercenaria mercenaria is the source of this 767-nucleotide messenger RNA. RefSeq names its product fibrinogen-like protein A. Gene Ontology annotation, biological process: elastic fiber assembly. The coding region runs from base 1 to 720 and encodes 239 amino acids. The record is from RefSeq and is a predicted model, not a curated record. The transcript is spliced from 4 exons. Lineage: Eukaryota; Metazoa; Mollusca; Bivalvia; Venerida; Veneridae.
AUGGGUUGUGGAUUAGCUAUUGGCAUGGAGGAAGCGCGUAAGGCACUACUUCCAAGUCCACCAGCAAGGAGAUUAAAGGACAAUGCCGUAAGCUUUGGCUUGGCUCUACUGUCCCGUCCUCAACCACCACGAGGGGUGGUAACUGUGUCUUAUGAAAAACUGCUCCUGAGGUACCACAACCAGAAGUACCGCAACAAAAAGAGUUUACCUUGCAGCCAGGUGUUUCAGUAUAGGUUCAAUGGUUCUGUUGAUUUUGCCCGCAACUUCUCAGACUACGAGAACGGGUUCGGCAGCUUACUUGGCGAAUUUUGGCUAGGACUCAAAACCGUGCAGGAAAUAGUUGCACAAGGAAGGACUGAACUGCGUCUAGAUCUUACUGCUUCGGGUGGUAAACAGGCGUACGAAGUGUUUGAUAACUUUCGUCUAGGAAAUGCACCAGAUUAUACACUUCAUAUUGACCGUGGCGUAGGCACUGCAGGUGACACUGUGGGGAGUGGAUUGUCCUAUCACAACGGGAUGAAGUUUUACACGUACGACCACGACAACACUUAUUCCUGUGCUCAUAACCACGGUGGUGGAUUCUGGUUUAACAACUGUGCUGUCGUUAAUCUCAAUGGACAGUUUGUCAAAUCUGGUGACAAGGGAGUUAUAUAUUAUGACUUUAAUUCUGUCAAGACUCUUGCGUCCACAAAGAUGAUGAUGAGACGUUUUACUGAUUAAACUAUUUCUUCACUGGUCUGGAUCCAUUAAUAAAGUACUUAGCAACA